Messenger RNA from Didymodactylos carnosus, 1013 nucleotides. The record is from the annotation of a GenBank genome assembly. NCBI's taxonomy places the organism in Eukaryota, Metazoa, Rotifera, Eurotatoria, Philodinida, Philodinidae.
AUGACUAAUAUACCUCCGUUGGAAAAUCAACGUGUGAAUCCAUCAUCACUCUUGAAACCCCCCAAAUCCUCGCCCUCUUUCGACAAUGGUUUUAUUCGUUCAUUCUCACCUAUUCGUCGACGAACUACUGACGAAACUAAUGGCAUAGCAUAUAGUUCAAGCCAAAACGAAACAUUUACCACAGACGCCUCUACAACCCGUCAAGAUGUGUCAAUUCCUGUUGUUUGUAUGGAACAACGAGCACCAAAUAAUACUGAAAUUGAAGAUGAUCUUCCAUAUUCGAUGAAAACAUUUAGUCGCCGAAAACAAGGCAACAAAAAUGAAGAUAAAAAAUUAUCGAGAAGAGUACGACGUUUUUAUCGAAAACAAGAUGAAUUAAUUGAUACAUUUGAACGAGUAAAUAACUAUAACGAAGAUGAGGCAGACAAACGUAAAGUAAAGGCAGCAAAACAAGAAAAAAUGUCCAAUAUAUUGACAAACGUAUCACUAGCUGUCAAUAUACUACUGUUUCUGACAAAAAUUGUUGCAGCCGUGUUAUCAAAAUCGCUAUCAGUUGUAUCCAGCGUGAUUGAUAGUGCUGUAGAUCUUGCAUCAAGUGUUGCACUGUUGUGGGCUUCGCGCGCGCGCAAAAAGAAAGAUCCGUAUAAUUAUCCACAGGGACGUACUCGUCUGGAGCCAAUAGCAAUUAUUAUUUUGUCUGUUAUUAUGUGUGCUGCAUCCGUGUUAGUUAUAUAUGAGUCAUUGAAUACAAUUGUUCAAGAUGUUCAAUAUUUUCAUAGAAAACCAAACUCAACAAUAUCAUUACCGAAAAUAGAUAUGAGCGCAGCACCAAUAUCAAUUAUGGCUAUCACGGCUGGUAAGCAUAAUACAACGUUAUACAUAACCGAUCUACUUAGGGCAUACCAAAAGUAGUGGCAGUGGUAUUUUUAUCCCUUAUAGAAAGGUUAAAGAAACUUUCUUUUUAUAUAGUCUGAUAGAGAAAAGAAUGUUCUAUUUUUCUAUGCUAUUUGAUC